AGUUCCAAAGAUCAUAAAGGAACUUUCCUGGAUGACUGGGAUCUAUCAGAGGCUAAUCGGAGUGAGGUGUCUGAGCAUCAGAAUAUGGAUCAAAGGCAUGCCUUAGAUCAAGAUCAGAGCUCUAUGCUUAAAGUGAUAUGUAGUCAGAGAGAUCGAUUUAGGACACGCUUGAGAGAGACAGAAGAGGAAAUAAGGCAGUUGAAGGAGAAGAUUGGGGUAUUAACAGCAGAGCUGGAAAAGACCAAAGGAGAUAAUGUUAAAUUAUACGGAAAAAUUCGUUAUGUCCAAGACUAUAAUGUUGAGAAAGUGGUUUCUCGGGGUUCUAAAAAGUAUGCAGAAGAUCUUGAAAGUGGUUUUGCAUCAGAUGUUGAAUCUAAAUACAAGAAGAUAUACGAGGAAGAUAUAAAUCCUUUUGCUGCAUUCUCAAAAAAGGAAAGAGAUCAAAGAUAUAAGGAGUUGGGAUUCAGGGACAGAAUCACACUCAGCAGUGGACGAUUUCUUCUCGGUAACAAGUAUGCCCGAACUUUUGCAUUCUUUUACACAAUCGGGUUGCAUAUCUUGGUCUUUACCUGUCUCUAUCGAAUGUCAGCUUUGAGUUAUCUUAGUCAUGGCUCAGAUGAAUCUCGGAUUGGAGAAAGAACCAUUGAUCUUCCACUUCCACGAGGACUGUAGUGGCUAUGCGACUUACUUCCAGUGGUCAUUUUAAUGUAAUGAAAACAAGUUGUCAAUAUUCUAAUAUGUUGUUGUACGUACAACGAAAUAGAGUUUUAUCUUUUAUAUAUUGGUUCAAUGAAAUAUAGAGGCGAUUUCUAGUGUAAA
This is a messenger RNA of Lathyrus oleraceus (garden pea), 819 nucleotides long. Its product is annotated as protein CASP. Lineage: Eukaryota; Viridiplantae; Streptophyta; Magnoliopsida; Fabales; Fabaceae. The transcript has 7 exons. The coding region runs from base 85 to 672 and encodes 195 amino acids. The record is from RefSeq and is a predicted model, not a curated record. Gene Ontology annotation, cellular component: Golgi membrane. Gene Ontology annotation, biological process: intra-Golgi vesicle-mediated transport.